Miscanthus lutarioriparius is the source of this 1542-nucleotide messenger RNA. Lineage: Eukaryota; Viridiplantae; Streptophyta; Magnoliopsida; Poales; Poaceae. The record is from the annotation of a GenBank genome assembly.
AUGGAGAAGACGCGAAGCCACCGUGUGCUGCUUGUGCUGCUGGUGGUGCUCUCCGCGCUCCCUGAUCUCGGCAGCUGCAACGGUGUCGAACAAGGAGGAACUCUGAACCCAGAGGAAGGUAUCGGCUCUGCCUCCCAAGCUAGGAAAUUCCUGCGAGAGCAGCAGCAGCAGCAGAACAGGUACUGGUCCGGGCAUUUCGGCAACAAGGCGUCGUUGCCAGAUGUGACGACGACAGACCAGUGGCCGCCAUGGCUGCCGUGGGCACCCAAGGCGGCUACGCCGCCGACGAUGAGUUUUCCACCAACGCGAGCCCCGGCACCUUCGCCGUCGCCGGCGGUGGUCGUCUCAAAUCCUUGGCACAGCAGCAUCGCGCUGCCCCCACAGCCGCCAGUGGUGGUGGUACCAGCCGACGUCGGCAGUAGGCCGGUGGUUGCAGGCGUGGCGGCCGGAGCGAGGCCGCACUCUGGUGUUAGCAGGCCUGUCUAUGUCAUUGCGGCGGCCGGGGCGUCCCUUGUGGCGGCCGUGUCGGUGGCCCUCUUCGUCCUGUUCUACCGGUCCAACAAGGUGGUCACCGUCAGGCCCUGGGCGACCGGACUCAGCGGCCAGCUGCAGAAGGCGUUCGUCACAGGUGUGCCGUCGCUCAAGAGAUCGGAGCUUGAGAUCGCCUGCGAGGAUUUCAGCAACGUCAUUGGCUCAUUGUCGGAUUACAUGGUGUACAAGGGGACGCUGUCGACCGGCGUGGAGAUCGCGGUGGUGUCCACCACCAAGAACUCUGCCAAAGAAUGGUCCAAGCACUGCGAAUCACAGUUCAGGAAGAAGAUAACGAGCCUGUCCAGAGUGAACCACAAGAACUUCGUGAACCUGCUGGGCUACUGCCAGGAAGAGCAGCCCUUCACAAGGAUGAUGGUGUUCGAGUACGCGCCAAACGGCACGCUCUUUGAGCAUCUACACGUUAGAGAAGACGGUUGCCUGGACUGGCCGACUCGCCUGCGCGUGGCGGUCGGCGUGGCCUACUGCCUGGAGCACAUGCACCAGCUGAGCCCGCCGGAGAUCCUGCGGGCGCUGGACACGUCCACCAUCUGCCUCACCGACGACUUCGCGGCCAAAAUCUCCGACGUCUUCUUCUGCGACGAGCCCCGCCUGUCCCUGUCGCUGUCGCUGUCCCCGCCGGCGCUGUCGGACAGGGAGAGCGUGGUGUACAGCUACGGGAUGGUGCUGCUGGAGACCAUGACCGGCCGGUUCACGGCGUCGUCGGCCUGCGGCCUGCUCGAGAGCUGGGCCGCGGCCUACCUCAGAGGGGAGCAGCAGCUCAGGGACGUGAUGGACCCCGCCCUGCGGAGGUCCUUCCACGCCGCCACCGUCGACAGGCUGGACGGCGUCAUCAGGGGCUGCACCGACCGGGAGCCCAGGCGGCGGCUGGCCAUGCCGGAGGUAGCCAAGCGCCUCAGGGAGAUCACCGCCAUGCCACCCGACGCGGCCACCCCCAAGGUGUCGCCGCUGUGGUGGGCGGAGCUGGAGAUCAUCUCCACGGAGGUCAACUGA